This is a messenger RNA of Onychomys torridus (southern grasshopper mouse), 2936 nucleotides long. RefSeq names its product serpin family E member 1 (gene Serpine1). Bases 165 to 1373 code for a protein of 402 amino acids. The transcript has 9 exons. The record is from RefSeq and is a predicted model, not a curated record. Lineage: Eukaryota; Metazoa; Chordata; Mammalia; Rodentia; Cricetidae. Gene Ontology annotation, molecular function: serine-type endopeptidase inhibitor activity. Gene Ontology annotation, biological process: negative regulation of endopeptidase activity; negative regulation of vascular wound healing; negative regulation of plasminogen activation.
CUGGACAGAGCACAGCUGGAUCAGGCUGCUGCAGAGCCGGGAGAGCACCGUGCAGGAGGAACCCCAGCACACCCGCCCCCCGCAGGACACAGCCAACCGCAGCUGAGCAACAGCCAACAAGCAAGACGAAGAGCCAAUCACGAAGCACCUUUGAAAGCUCCAGGAUGCAGAUAACUUCAGCGCUAGCGUGCCUUGCCCUGGGCCUGGCUCUGGUCUUUGAGAAAGGAUCUGCUUUACAUCUCCAAGAGUCCCACACAGCCCAUCAGGCCACUGACUUCGGAGUCAAAGUGUUCAAGCAUGUGGUCCAGGCCUCCAAGGACCGGAACGUGGUUUUCUCUCCCUAUGGGGUGUCCUCGGUGCUGGCCAUGCUGCAGCUGACCACAGCAGGGAAGACCCAGCAACAGAUCCAAGACGCUAUGGGAUUCAAAGUCAAUGAGAGGAGCACAGCCCCUGCCCUGCGUCGGCUGUCCAAAGAGCUCACAGGGCCAUGGAACAAGAACGAGAUCACCACCGCGGACGCCAUCUUCGUCCAGCGGGACCUGGAGCUGGUCCAGGGCUUCAUGCCCCACUUCUUCAAGCUCUUCCGGACCACGGUGAAGCAGGUGGACUUCUCAGAGGUGGAGAGAGCCAGAUUCAUCAUCAAUGACUGGGUGGAGAGGCACACCAAAGGUAUGAUCAGUGACUUACUUGCCAAAGGGACUGUGGACCAUUUGACGCGUCUGGUGCUGGUGAAUGCCCUCUACUUCAACGGCCAGUGGAAGACCCCCUUCUCAGCGUCCAGCACCCACUACCGCCUCUUCCACAAGUCUGAUGGCAGCACCGUCUCUGUGCCCAUGAUGGCUCAGACCAACAAGUUCAACUACACUGAAUUCACCACUCCUGACGGCCACUACUAUGACAUCCUGGAACUGCCCUAUCACGGCGAAACCCUCAGCAUGUUCAUCGCGGCGCCCUACGAGAAGGAAGUGCCCCUCUCCGCCCUCACCAGCGUCUUGGAUGCUGAGCUCAUCCGACAGUGGAAAGGGAACAUGACCAGACUACCCCGUCUCCUCAUCCUGCCUAAGUUCUCUCUGGAGACUGAGGUGGACCUCAGAGGGCCCCUGGAGAGUUUGGGCAUGAUGGACAUGUUUAGCCCAAUCCAGGCCGACUUUACACGUCUUUCCGACCAAGAGCAGCUCUCUGUUGCUCAGGCACUGCAGAAGGUCAAGAUAGAGGUGAACGAGAGUGGUACUGUGGCAUCAUCCUCCACAGCUGUUCUCGUCUCCGCCCGCAUGGCCCCUCAGGAGGUGGUUAUGGACCGACCCUUCCUCUUUGUGGUUCGGCACAAUCCGACAGAGACCAUCCUCUUCAUGGGCCAAUUGAUGGAGCCUUGAUAGCGGAAGAGAGAGAAGCCUUCACUUGGGACAAAACUGGAGACAUUUAUAAGCAGAAACUGAAGAAAAGAAUUAUUCUAAGUACUCUUUCGGGAGAAAAAGGAUGCAUUUCCUUUUCACUCCCACACUGGUAAAUCUUUCCAACUGGCCUCCCAGACCUCGGACUCGCGGAGGGGAAAGAGUUGGACUCCUCUGUUCCACAAAGGUCUGUGAUCCAGACCAUAGACCUCACAGAAUCUUCAUCUGCUCAUCUUCCUAACGUUCAGCCUUUGGACCUGGGUCCCACCAGUGGGGUGGGGCCACAAGGCUUUCCCUCAGCAUGCUUGGCAAAAGUCAUUUGUGUUCCAGUCAGGCUGUGGCUACCUCUGGCCCCAGUCUGCCAUGGCUGGGGUGGGUGGCCAUGAGCUAAAGGAAGAAACGCUGCCUUUAUCUCAAGGUGCACUGUGGAAACAACCACCUUGCCCAGCUCCCAGGGCCAGCAGAUGGACGGAUUAAGUGUUUGCCCGGGAUGGAGCCCUUUCCCCGCUCCCUGUGUGCCCUCCCCGACACAGCAUACAUAGGUUAUUUCAGAGUGUAGGUGACUUGUUUACAUAGCUUUUUUCAACCCACAAACUCUUUUUCUUUUGGGAACAGUGAAAAGAAAGGUCAGAUGUGUGUGUGCCUGGCUCUUCAUCCCCCCAAUCUCCCAGAGGGGUGCAGGGGAGAGGCCAGGGGUGUGCGUGAAUAUUUAUCACAUUCUUCCUCUUGUAUGCUUGUUGGAGAGAAAAGCACUGUUAAGGAAAAAGCAUUUUAUUUAAACCAUGGCACACGGUGUCCUAUUUGGGGUCUGUAGUCCUGUAUCUCAGGGGUGCGACACUCUACAAGCCUGCCCCUCCAGGUGGCCCCAGUGAUGGGGGCUCACACUGCCGACUAGUGGCAGCCUAACACACCCUCACCCCAAUACUCGCCUCCGUCCCGUCCCCCCCACCCCCCACCCCGUGGCUUUUUUUUCCUUAGGGACCUUGCCAAGGUGAUGCUUGGCAGCCCACGUUAAAGGAAGAAGAAGAAAAUAUAAGAUUGGGAGGAAGGGAGAGAUUUGAGGGAGAGCAAAGUGGGUUCACAUUUUCCCAAUACAUUCAGGAACAGAAUGGCAAAAGGGGCUGUGUGACCCAACAGGACAGAACUUUCUCCAAUUACCGGGUGACUCAGAGCCGCACUGGUGACUCACUUCUAUGUGUCAUUUCCGGCUGCUGUAUGUGAGCAGUGGACACGUGGGGGGGGGGGGGGAGGGAUGAAAGAGACAGCCAGCCCGGUCAACCACCUUAGUUAGAUAAUCAUUUUUGAAAGCCUGCAGGGAGGGGUGGGUAUGAUCAGAAAACCAAUUUACUGAAAAAUUGCACAAGAAGGUAACGUGAAUGUAAUCUCAUAGCAGGUCACUCCGCCUCCAUUAUGCCUCCACCGGAAAAACAAACAACUCAUUUGUGUUUUUGUUCCUAUCUCUCUCUUUUUCCUCUUUUCAUUAUGCACUGGACAGCCACACACUGUACCCACAGGGGCCCCAAAGUUGGGGUGGAAUGUUCUUGA